Molecule: messenger RNA, 360 nt
Organism: Diutina rugosa
Lineage: Eukaryota; Fungi; Ascomycota; Pichiomycetes; Serinales; Debaryomycetaceae
Product: pyruvate transporter
Exons: 1
Coding region: 1-360 (119 amino acids)
Biological process (GO): pyruvate import into mitochondria
Cellular component (GO): mitochondrial inner membrane
Source: RefSeq, a predicted model, not a curated record
AUGUCAUCUAGUGGGUUCAAGAAGUUCUUUGACAACUUGUUCUCCAAGAAAACGUUGAAGUACAUGUGUACUACACAUUUUUGGGGGCCUGUGUCCAAUUUUGGUAUCCCCAUAGCCGCCGUUAUGGAUCUUAAGAAAGACCCAGAGUUGAUUUCUGGAUCAAUGACUGGAUCUUUGAUUAUCUAUUCUUUGGUCUUUAUGAAGUACGCUUUGUCGGUGCAGCCAAAGAACUAUUUGCUCUUUGGGUGUCACGUCGUGAAUGAGGCAGCUCAAUUAGGACAGGGUGCAAGAUGGCUCAAUUACCAUUACUUUACUGACGAAAAACCGUCUAAGGAAAAACCUGCAAUUGCUUCGGCGUGA